Serendipita indica DSM 11827 is the source of this 2622-nucleotide messenger RNA. The record is from the annotation of a GenBank genome assembly. NCBI's taxonomy places the organism in Eukaryota, Fungi, Basidiomycota, Agaricomycetes, Sebacinales, Serendipitaceae.
AUGGAGCGUGGAUCCAAGAAGAAGCAAGAGUACUUUGAUAGCAAACGGGGCCAGUCGUCUUGGGCGAGGCCCGUAAUAGCGACGGCGGCACCAGCUUCUGUGCGCAACCUUCUCCUCCAAAAAGAUCUCGAUGCGGGCGAUCUUGCCAUCGCAGCCGUCCGCAAGCAACUUGAGAUCUACGAGAUGAAUCUCAGACAAAUCAAGGCCGGUGACGGGUCGUUCAAUCGAGAUGAUAACCGCAAUGAAGAAAGGACUGGAUUUAGGAGUCUCUUCUCAACUGCAGCGAGGAAACUCGGGGAGCUCAUGGAGGACGAUCCGGAGAACGUAGACGCCGUUAUGAAUAUGGUCAAUCCGACCAUCUCCCGUGCGAGUUUGACGUGGUAUUCGAUCCCUUAUACCGCUUUUUGCACUAUUCACUCACAACAUACGCCCCACGAACCUGAUCGCGAGCGCACACCCAUCGAGGCAGCAGGAGCACGAGUGGAUGGUGGAGAUGAUGGAGAAGGAUUUAGCUUGGAUUGGUGGAUAUUGAAAAAUGAGACCUGGCUCCGUAAUCGUCGAAUUCGAGAUCCCAAUGCCAACUGGCGUAUAGGCUUGGUUGGACUUGAUGACAGAUCCAACAAUGUCUGGUCUACAUUGGUCGAGCUAGGUACUACAUAUCGCAAGAUCAAGCGACAGCAGCUAGAUGGCUUCAAGUUUCUUGACGCGAGAAGGGCUGAACACGUCUACCUCCAACGCUCCAAUAAGCAAUUCCAAGCCGCUUACCAGCGUUUGACGAACGGCCAACUCAAGGGGUUGGACUGGAGUAAUGUAUUUGUGGCCGGAGGGAGCGUUCUCGGAGCGCUAUUAUGUCCGGAUGGAGUGGAGAACCCCACGAACCGUCCGGAGCAGUGGGAGUCUUCGGAUAUCGACAUCUACUUCUACGGGCUCGGGCCAAAGCAAGCGAAAGAGAAGCUCCAUCACCUAUUCGAUGUCUUCAAGGCGAACCUGCCUAAAGACGCGCCAACGCUCGUCGUUCGAAAUACGAGGACGAUCUCAUUUAUCAGCAACUAUCCCAAUCGACGCUUCCAGAUCAUUCUCAAGCGAUGCAUGAGCCCGGCAGAGGUACUACUCAACUUUGAUCUGGAUAUUUGUGCCGUGGGGUUCGAUGGAGAGGCUGUUUAUAUGCUACCCCGAACGGCGAGAGCCCUCGAAACCGGAUACAAUUCAUGGACGAUGGACAUGGUGCAGGGACAUUACCUGGGUACACGCCGGGCAUCACAGGAGCAGAGAGUCUUCAAGUAUGCGGACAAAGGCUAUGGCAUUCGGAUUCUUCCUCAAUACCUCGCUGCGCUUAAGAAAGUCGACGUUAAAGACGUACCUAGGGAGUCACGACGCCGCACUGCUAAAAAGGGCAGCUUGGCUCUCGAGCCAUAUAUCGCUGAUGCGCGCGACUAUUUCGAGCGCGUCUUCAAAGUGUACCUUAAAUGGUCCCACGAUGGUGCAACCCUCCAACCACAUUAUAGCGGCUCUAGCUGGUGUGGUUCGCCAAUGUAUGAGUUCAAGGCUCGGCGAUGGAAUGUCGACGAGAGCGACAAGGAGAAGCGAAUACCUGUGCUUACGCAUGCGUUGCUGGACACGAAUGAGCAGGUGACAGGAGAGCCCUUGAGACGAAGCUGUUUAACGGGAUUCACGCUGCUUUAUCGGCACGUGGCGCUUUGGGAGGCCCAGGAGCAAGGGAGGCUCAAGAUUCAGGACGACGUUUGGGCCAGUACGACGUAUGAGGACGUACUUUACCAAAAUGCCUACGACGAGCUUCCACAAUACCAAUGGGAUGUGACAUUUGACCUCAAAGAAUUUGGGGAAAGGAUUGAACAAUUCAAUGCCCAGCAAUCAGAAUGGGUCGAAGACGAGGUCAACCCAUGUUGGGGGGAAAAUCAUGGUUCAUUUGUGCCUACGGUCCGACGUAUCAUUCAUGGGGAAAAUGUUGACGAGGUUCUCCAGAAAGAUAUUGUGCUCGCAGCGUGGAUGCCAGAGAGCUUUGUCACGUUUGCAAGGUCUAUGCUGGACGAAGUAGCCAAAGAUAUUCCAGACGUCAAAGGAUCUUCUGUCAUACAAGAACUCAAGCGUAUAGAGGAGGGUGACGAAGUACUCUGUCGGAUCGAUAUCGAUGCACACAUCAUGUGGCAGCAGUUGGAUCGUAGAGCCGACGAACUAUUUGAACUGAUCUGGAGUUUUGUGUUUGCCAACCGGAACAUGGAGCUCGAAGAUUCCAAUCGGCUCAAGCUCCUGAAGAGACAAAUAUCGAGGAGAGCUUCGAGACUGAAAGAUGAAGACGAGUUCCUCGACUUUGCCGCCUGGGUUUUUCGUGACCCUGGAGAUAUUGGUGGAGAGAGCUAUGGUGCUAUGGGCCAAGGGUUUUGGUGGGAGUGCUUCAAUUCGGAUGAAGAGGAGGAAGACGAAGACGAAGACGAAGACGGAGAUGAAGAUGAAGAUGAAGAUGAAGACGAAGACGAAGACGAAGACGAAGACGAAGACGAAGACGAAGAUGAAGAUGAAGAUGAAGAUGAAGAUGAAGACGAAGACGAAGACGAAGACGAAGACGAAGACGAAGACGAAGAGGAGGAAGACGAAGAGGAAUAG